AUGCAUUCCAGAAAGAGAUUUGAGCGCUUAUGGCGCUGUCAUCAACUGCCGAGCCCUAUCGGCGUUCGUAGCCGGGCAUGUUCGAACGUUUCCGCGCUCAUCCGGGAAUCUGAUGAUCUUGACCCCGAGGGAGAGGCAGUCAGCCAGCCACCACCAGCUGCGCCUUCGCAACAUCCGCUCCUCGUUCGACGGAAACGAACUAGGCACAGAAUGAAUGUGAAUCCAUUCCACAACGAGCAACAACCCAAGCUCGAAAAUGUCUCUAUCGGAGAGAAAUUGGCAAGCCUUCAUCAAGAAAUGGCAUCAUUGCGAAUGGAAUGCGACCGACUGAUUAAUAAGCAUCUGUUGGUCGAGAAAACGCUAAGCGAGGGAUGCAUCCUUUGCCCGAAUCCCGACACAUCCAGUGCUUACAAUACUGGAGGCGAAAGCUGCCGUUCCAAUUCAAUAACACCAGAUGGAGUGACUAAUCCUCCUCAGCCACCACCGGUAUCUGUUGAGGAUGUAUCCUUAACUCUGCAGCGAUCACCUCGAAUUUUGCACAGGUCAAAGAAUAUGCCAGUACCUCCAUCAAAUUCUGUUUCUCCUCAAAAUGUUCGUGCAGAAACGAGGAAGGAGGCAAAACCGAUGAUUCCACAACAGAACGUACCCGAGGUGGUAGAGGUCCCGACUCGAUUGCAUACUCCUGGCUAUGCUGACACUCCAUCAUCGAGCGUUGAAUCGUCUGUAUCCCCACUACGACGAUUUGCUCCUCUCCAUAUCGUCCCGAGGAAGGAAAGCGAAGACUGUGCAAAGCGAUUCAGAAUCCCAUCAUUGUCCAUUGUUGCGCGAGAUGAAAGCAGGCAGAAUCGAAAGGAUGGCGUAAUGCACCAAAAUCUCCCAAUGCCAAAGUUUUUCCGAAGUGUAAAAACAAAAACGAAGCUCUAUGUAUUCGACAAGCCUGUCGAAGAAAUGACUGAGAAUAGCGAUGAUCAUGCAGCUGGACCUUCAGUCAGUAUGCCCCAACAGUCUCAGCAAAAUGAGGCAAUUGUUUAUAAGUGGAAGGUGAAAAGACGCUGUGAUGGCUCCAGAUAUGUAGUAAAACGACCAGCACGAAGUCAAAUUCUAAAGAAACGAGCUGCUCAGCUUAUUCGCGAACGAACCGGCAUUAGCACUGAUGACGACGCUAUGAGCGAGCUAAAGCUUGGCCAUUUUCAUACCCGUGAAGAGCGAAAGAAGCAUUUGGAAGAGGAACGUAAACGAAAGAUCAGAAAUCAACAAAAACUCAUCGAAUCCAAGAUCUCACCGUCUGAUCAGAUGAUUGUCCAACUGUCCCAAAGAAAAAUGCAGCGGCGCAAGGAGAAAAUGUUACUGGACGGGUUCGUUACCACCCAAGAGGUGUUGAGUCAGCGCAAUCCGGACAGCAGUGCCAAUCAUGGUAUUCUUUCGGUGACUACUGUAUGAGCAUACUGUAAAGGAAAUGGGUAUUGACUGUGAUGACAUUAUGUAUCUGAAUAGGCCGAGUUGGUCAU
This is a messenger RNA of Cylicocyclus nassatus, 1508 nucleotides long. Lineage: Eukaryota; Metazoa; Nematoda; Chromadorea; Rhabditida; Strongylidae. The record is from the annotation of a GenBank genome assembly.